UCUCCUAAGGCUGUCCUCCACCAUAGCUCGUCUAUUAGGAGAAUAGCCGCUGCUCGAAGCGCAUCCACAUUGAGCUACUAAAGUGGAGUCACUAACCCGUAUUUUUCCGCUAGCCUUGGAUAGGAGAGUAGGCUUGUGCCUGAUUAGCUCUCGUCUCGCCUUCAGGAGUUAUUUUGUGAUUCCGAGCCAAGCUCUGUGCACGUUGUCCAUCGUGUAUCCUUCUUUCGAGAGAGGAGGUUAAUUAGGAAUCACAGUGGUAGUCCUGUCGAGGUUGAAACGGUGACAGUCGGAGUUCCCUUUUAGGGUUCCGUCCAGAUUUGAUCUCUUCGUUCUUUCAGUCUCAGUUUCGAAGUCUCGGAUCGGCAGAUCGCUGCUUGCGAAGGCCGUAGCAAGCCAGAAGAGGAGAAUUCACUCGCCUGGCGAAUUCGCGAAUGGACUAGUCCAGGUGGUAACUCGCUCUUCGUCGCACCCGAAUUCGCGAACUCAUGGACGUGGAUCCGCUGCCAGGUCCGUCCAGAGGUUCCGUGCGAGCAGCAACCGACGGAGCACCGGGAUUCGUUGGCGGAAACGGCAGCACCCGAGGAGCAGCGAGCACUGUUGGGCUGAAGAAUGGAGCGCAGACCAAUUCCUCUGGACCACAGAAGAACUCAACUGGCGGCCCGCAGCAGGGAAGAAAGCUGGUCAUAAAAGCCUUCAAAGCCAAACCGCAGCUGCCUCCAGAUUACGAGGAGACGACAUGGGCGAAGCUGAGGGAGGCGGUUACCGCCAUUCACGAAAAACGCGCGGUUUCGUGCAGCCUGGAGGAGCUAUACCGGGCAGUGGAGGGUCUUUGCCUCCACAAGAUGGCAGCGGGCCUCUACAACCGCCUCCAAGCCGAGUGCGACCGACACAUCGCAGCCAAGCUGCAGCAGCUGCUAGCCGAGGGCUCCCCGGACCCAGUGCUCUUCCUGGAGCACGUGGCUGCCACGUGGCGCGAUUUCUGCGAGCAGAUGCUGAUGAUCCGAUCCAUCGCGCUGUAUCUGGACCGCACGUUCGCCAUGCAGGGGGGUGCAGGGGGUGCGGGAGCGGGGGGCAAGGCGGGUGUGCAGUCGCUGUGGGACAUGGGGCUGCGGCUGUUCCGCACGCACCUGGAGGGUGUGCCGGAGGUGGAGAGGCGGACUGUGCAGGGGCUGCUACAGCUUAUCGAGAAGGAAAGAUCCGGCGACACGGUGGACCGCUCUCUCCUCAAGAACCUGGUGGGCAUGUUCUCGGCGCUGGGCAUCUACAGCAGCAGCUUCGAGCGGCAGUUCCUGGAGGAGACAGCGGAGUUCUACGGCGCAGAGGGCAACAGGUUCAUGCAGCAGACGGACGUCAGGGACUACCUGAAGCUCGUGGAGACUCGGCUGCAGGAGGAGAACGACCGGUGCGUGCACUAUCUGCCCAGCAGCACGCGCAAGGCGCUCAUCGCCACCACUGAGGCGCAGCUGCUGGAGAAACACACAGGGGCGAUCGUUGAUAAGGGUUUCGGGAUGCUGAUGGAGGCUUCAGAGGCAGGCGACCUCCACCGUAUGUAUCUCCUGUUUGCGCGAGUGAAUGCUCUCGACACGCUCCGCAUGGCGCUCUCAGCGCACGUGAAGGCGGCCGGGCAGGCGAUGGUGAUGGAUGUGGAUAAGGACGGCGACAUGGUGGCGGGGCUGCUGGACCUGAAAGCGAGGGUGGACCGGCUGUGGGAGGCGAGCUUCCAGCACAACGAGGCGUUCGGGAUCGCGAUCAAAGAGGCGUUCGAGAGUCUUGUGAACAUGCGGCAGAACCGGCCAGCGGAGCUGAUCGCCAAGUUCAUCGACGGCAAGCUGCGGGCGGGCAACAAGGGGCUGAGCGACGAAGAGCUGGAGAGCACCCUGGACCGCGUGCUCGUGCUGUUCCGAUUCAUCCAGGGCAAGGAUGUGUUCGAGGCGUUCUACAAGAAGGACCUGGCGAAGCGGCUGCUGCUGGGGAAGAGUGCAUCGAUCGACGCUGAGAAGUCCAUGAUCAGCAAGCUCAAGACGGAGUGCGGCAGUCAGUUCACCAACAAGCUGGAAGGCAUGUUCAAGGACAUCGAGCUGUCGAAGGAGAUCAACGAGUCGUUCCGGCAAUCAUCGCAGGCCCGGGAGAAGCUUCCAGCUGGCAUCGAGAUGAGCGUGCACGUGCUCACCAUGGGCUACUGGCCCACGUACCCGCCAGUGGAGGUGCAGCUGCCCCGAGAGCUGGGCGUGUACCAGGACAUAUUCCGGGACUUCUAUCUAGGCAAGCACAGCGGGCGGCGGUUGAUGUGGCAGCACAGCCUGGGGCACUGCGUGGUGCGGGCUGACUUCCCCAAGGGGCGCAAGGAGCUGUCCCUCUCGCUCUUCCAGACGGUGGUGCUAAUGCUGUUCAAUGAUGCCGACAAGCUGUCCUUUGCUGAGAUCCGGGACGCCUCGGGAAUCACGGACGCUGAGCUCAAGCGCACACUGCAGUCGCUGGCAUGCGGCAAGACGAGAGUGCUGCAGAAGAUCCCCAAGGGUCGCGAUGUGUCCGACUCUGACUCCUUUGAGUUCAACACGGAUUUCACGGCGCAACUCUUCCGACUCAAGGUGAACGCCAUUCAAUUGAAGGAGACGCCAGAGGAGAACACCAACACCACUGAGAGAGUCUUCCAGGACAGGCAAUACCAGAUUGACGCUGCCAUCGUCCGCAUCAUGAAGACGCGCAAAGUGCUCAGCCACACGCUGCUCAUCACCGAGCUAUUCCAACAGCUCAAGUUCCCCAUCAAGCCAGCAGACCUGAAGAAGCGUAUCGAGAGCCUGAUCGAUCGGGAGUACCUGGAGCGGGACAAGAGCAACGCGCAGAUCUACAACUACCUCGCUUAAUUUCUUAAUGGACUGCAGCACUGCAUUGCAUUCGUAGACCAUGAGGCAGUUUUCUCAGGGUGCUUUUGAGAAUCUUUAAAUAAAAAACACUGAGUGUGGAUUCCAGCAAUGGAUGAUCAUACCACCUUGAGGCUGUUUUAGUCAAAAUAGCAGAAUGAAUCAGAACAAGGUAGUACAGUAGAGAAUAUAGGGUUGGAGUUGUACCCUCUAUGAACACAAACCUAUAUAGUGUAUAACUUUUACACAUAAGC
Molecule: messenger RNA, 3115 nt
Organism: Closterium sp. NIES-67
Lineage: Eukaryota; Viridiplantae; Streptophyta; Zygnematophyceae; Desmidiales; Closteriaceae
Source: the annotation of a GenBank genome assembly